This is a messenger RNA of Procambarus clarkii (red swamp crayfish), 1161 nucleotides long. Lineage: Eukaryota; Metazoa; Arthropoda; Malacostraca; Decapoda; Cambaridae. The record is from RefSeq and is a predicted model, not a curated record.
AUGACUACAUCAGGGCGUAAAGCUGGUGACAUGACUACAUCAGGCCGUAAAGCUGGUGACAUGACUACAUCAGGCCGUAAAGCUGGUGACAUGACUACAUCAGGGUGUAAAGCUGGUGACAUGACUACAACAGGGUGUAAACCUGGUGACAUGACUACAUCAGGGUGUAAACCUGGUGACAUGACUACAACAGGGUGUAAACCUGGUGACAUGACUACAUCAGGGUGUAAAGCUGGUGACAUGACUACAACAGGGUGUAAAGCUGGUGACAUGACUACAUCAGGGUGUAAACCUGGUGACAUGACUACAUCAGGGUGUAAACCUGGUGACAUGACUACAUCAGGGUGUAAAGCUGGUGACAUGACUACAUCAGGGUGUAAACCUGGUGACAUGACUACAUCAGGGUGUAAACCUGGUGACAUGACUACAUCAGGGUGUAAACCUGGUGACAUGACUACAUCAGGGUGUAAACCUGGUGACAUGACUACAUCAGGGUGUAAACCUGGUGACAUGACUACAUCAGGGUGUAAAGCUGGUGACAUGACUACAUCAGGGUGUAAACCUGGUGACAUGACUACAUCAGGGUGUAAACCUGGUGACAUGACUACAUCAGGGUGUAAACCUGGUGACAUGACUACAUCAUGGCGUAAACCUGGUGACAUGACUACAUCAGGGUGUAAAGCUGGUGACAUGACUACAUCAAAGUGUAAACCUGGUGACAUGACUACAUCAGGGUGUAAACCUGGUGACAUGACUACAUCAUGGCGUAAACCUGGUGACAUGACUACAUCAGGGCGUAAAGCUGGUGACAUGACUACAUCAAAGUGUAAAGCUGGUGACAUGACUACAUCAAAGUGUAAAGCUGGUGACAUGACUACAUCAGGGCGUAAAGCUGGUGACAUGACUACAUCAGGGCGUAAAGCUGGUGACAUGACUACAUCAGGGUGUAAAGCUAGUGACAUGACUACAUCAGGGUGUAAACCUGGUGACAUGACUACAUCAGGGUGUAAAGCUGGUGACAUGACUACAUCAGGGUGUAAACCUGGUGACAUGACUACAUCAGGGUGUAAACCUGGUGACAUGACUACAUCAGGGCGUAAAGCUAGUGACAUGACUACAUCAGGGCGUAAAGCUAGUGACAUGACCAACACCCGAACAUAA